AUGGAGAUAGCAAACAGUAUCAUCCUGCUCCUCUUGAUAUCAGCCGGCAUUGGUGGUGCUGCACAAAAUGCUUCUGGACGAGCACAUGAGGUACAUGUUGGAGUCAUCCUUGACUUGGGGUCCUUGGUCGGCAAAAUAGCAAUCACCAGCAUUUCACUGGCUCUAGAAGACUUCUAUUCUGCUCACCAAAACUAUAGCACAAAACUUGUUCUCCACAUCAGGGAUUCGAUGAGCGAUGAUGUCCGGGCUGCAGCUGAAGCUCUUGAUUUGCUGGAGAAUUACAGAGUAGAAACUAUCAUUGGUCCUGAGAAAUCUUCACAGGCUAUAUUUAUCUCAGACCUUGGAACUAAAAGUCAUGUUCCAAUCAUCUCGUUCACUGUAACAAGCCCAACUAUAUCCCCUAGCAGUCUUCCAUAUUUUGUCCGAGCAACAUUAAAUGACUCAGCACAAGUGAGUUGCAUUGCCUCAACCAUUAAGGCAUAUGGAUGGAGAAAGGCGGUGCCUAUCUAUGAAGACACUGAAUAUGGUAGAGGUAUCAUACCAUACCUAGUCGAUGUCCUCCAAGAAGAUAAUGUUCAUGUUCCCUACCGCAGUGUGAUUCCUCUGUCAGCAACUAGUGAACAAAUUUCUAUAGAACUAUACAAGUUAAUGACAAUGCAAACAAGGGUCUAUAUUGUGCACAUGUCCUCAGCGUUGGCCUCCACCCUCUUCAUGAAGGCAAAAGAACUAGGAAUGAUGGAAAAAGGAUAUGUAUGGAUCAUAACCGAUGGAGUAACCAAUCUCAUAGAUUCUCUGCAUCCUUCUGUUGUGGAAUCAAUGAACGGUGCCCUGGGUAUCCAAUUUUAUGUUCCCAAAUCAACAAAACUGAACAACUUCACUGUAAGGUGGAAUAUGAGGUACCAAAUUGACAAUCCGACUGAUCCACCAUCGAAAUUGAGCAUAUUUGGACUGUGGAGCUAUGAUACAAUCUGGGCACUAGCACAAGCUGCAGAAAAGGUUGGACUUGCCAAUGCCACAUUUCAAAAACCAAUAUCCAAACAAAAAUCAACAGACUUGGAAACCUUGGAGACAUCUAGUAAUGGUCCAGAACUCUUGAAGGAAAUCUUGCACAGUACAUUUAUAGGUUUGAGUGGCAGGUUUGACCUUUCAGAUAGGCAGCUGGCCGUUUCAACAUUUAAAGUAAUAAAUGUUAUUGGGAGAGGAUGGAGAGACAUUGGAUUUUGGACAGCACAAAAUGGACUUGUACGGAAAUUAAAUCAAUCACAAUCAACAAGAAUACAUUCAAGCUUACUGCCAGAUCUUAAUCCUGUGAUCUGGCCGGGAGAAUCCAUAGACAUACCUCGAGGCUUUGAGGUUCCUGCAAAUGGGAAGAAACUUCGAGUUGGUGUACGCUCAAGUGGAUAUCAACAAUUUAUAAAGGUUGAGAAGGAUCAAAUCACAGGUGCAACUAAAGCAACUGGCCUUUCAGUUGAUGUAUUUGAAGAGGCAGUAAAGAUACUUCCAUAUGCAGUGCCUUAUGAAUAUGUAUUAUUUGGCUCUCCGGAGGAUACAAGUAGUGGAAGCUACGAUGAUUUUGUCUAUCAAGUUCAUCUUAAGGUAUACGAUAUAGUAAUUGGAGAUAUAACAAUCAGGUACAACCGAACUUUCUAUGCUGACUUUACUGUGCCAUACACAGAAUCAGGGAUAGCAAUGGUGGUUCCUGUGAAGGACACUGUAAACAAGAACACAUGGAUCUUCUUGAAGCCACUAACACCUGGCAUGUGGCUUGGGAGCAUUGUGUUCUUUAUCUACACUGUUGUUGCAGAAGAGAUUGUGGAACGCUUUUUAUCUCGGAUAGUGAUGAUUGUAUGGCUGUGUUUUCUUCUGGUUGUUACAUCAAGUUACACAGCAAACUUGACAUCAAUGUUGACUGUACAACAGCUUCAACCUACUGUAAAUCAUAUCCAAGAACUCCUAAAAAGUGGAGAAAUUGUAGGAUACCAUCGUGGCUCGUAUGUCAAGGGACUUUUAGAAGAACUCGGUUUUGAAAGUUCCAAGAUCAAGCCCUAUGAUACCCCUGAUGAUUUUCACAAUGCACUUUCAAGAGGAAGCAGCAAUGGUGGUAUUGCUGCUCUCAUGCAUGAAGUUCCCUAUAUUAAACUGUUCCUUGCAAACCACUGCAAAGGUUACACUAUGGUUGGACCAAUUUAUAAGGCUGCAGGUUUUGGAUAUGCACUUGCAAAGGGAAAUCCUCUACUUGGUGACAUCUCACAGGCAAUGCUCAAUGUAACAGGGGGAGAUACUAUGAUUCAAAUUGAGAAAAAAUGGAUGGAAUAUCAAAAUGACUGCCAGAACGUAGGUCCUGUCACAGGUUCAAGCAGCCUCACCUUUGCCAACUUUAGGGGAUUGUUCAUCCUAACUGGAGCUGCUUCAACUUCUUCUCUUUUUAUAGCAUUGAUCAUUUACGCCUACAAGAAGCAGCACAGGUCAACAAACAUGAAAAAUGAUAACAAGCAGGUAGGGGAAAACAGAACAGAUGAAGAAAAUAAUGAGCCUCAAGAAGGAAAUCAAGGAGUAGUAACUGAAGAAUGCGUCCAGUUUAGAGAUGGAUCAGAACAGGUGUGUAAUAGAAACCCUCACACAAGCACAGCUGCUUGCAAUGGUUCAGCCGCCAAUGAAAUCACCAAAUCCUAGGAGUCAAGAAUUUCUUGUAAACAACCUGCCAAGAACUGGUUGUCCAACUUGCAAGUGAAUAAAGUGGCAUAUUAAUGGUUUCAA
Molecule: messenger RNA, 2757 nt
Organism: Panicum virgatum (switchgrass)
Lineage: Eukaryota; Viridiplantae; Streptophyta; Magnoliopsida; Poales; Poaceae
Product: glutamate receptor 2.8-like
Exons: 5
Coding region: 1-2673 (890 amino acids)
Biological process (GO): monoatomic ion transport
Cellular component (GO): plasma membrane
Molecular function (GO): signaling receptor activity; ligand-gated monoatomic ion channel activity
Source: RefSeq, a predicted model, not a curated record